Molecule: messenger RNA, 4041 nt
Organism: Gopherus evgoodei (Goodes thornscrub tortoise)
Lineage: Eukaryota; Metazoa; Chordata; Testudines; Testudinidae
Gene: CATSPERB
Product: cation channel sperm associated auxiliary subunit beta
Exons: 30
Coding region: 1-4041 (1346 amino acids)
Cellular component (GO): CatSper complex; cilium
Source: RefSeq, a predicted model, not a curated record
AUGGACUCACUGGUUUUAUAUAUUGCAGUUGGAGCAAUUUUAAAGAUGCCUAAUCUAUCUUCAGGAAUCACUUAUAAUGUGGAAGUGAAUGAGAUUUCAAGUUUCUCUUGCUAUACUGAACCAUUAGAUGAUGCAAGCCCAAAGCCCAAGGUCAUUAAAUUGUACCUUGGUUCACAAAAUUUGAAAAUCAGCUGUCAUUUAUAUAAUGUAAAUGAGGAGGAUACUUUGGAGAACAGAAAAAAGCUUCUUCUGCUAUAUACCUCAUCAGGGCUUGCUCCCACCAUUGAGAUCUUCAACAGUACCUAUUCUGGGAUCUUCUACUUCAGAAUGAAGCUGGAAGAAAGUCAGUCUACCUGGACUAUUGAUAUCCCCAGAAGAAAUAUUACAUAUAAUACAGAUAUUGCUCCAAUAGAGGAAUGGUUUGUAAGAUUCACCAUGCAUCAUAGAUUAAACAUGUUUACUACUGAAGGAACACUACUAGAUGUUUUUAGAGAGCCUCUUCUUCAGUGGCACCUUGGCAAACCAAUAAACUCUACUGAAAUUGAUGCUCUAAUACCCGAUGUAAUAAAUAUCACAGUGUCAAAAUGCCCCUGCGCUAAUGAUGUGGCAGUAAUUGCUCUUAUAUGCAACGAUACAGUAUAUGGAAUUUAUUUAGGAGUUACCCGGUCUGGAUUUAUAUCUCGAGAAACACAGUGGUUCAAUGUGACAAACAGCCUGUGUAGUCUCCUAGAUGAUGACUGUGCUGGCCUUUCACUUGUGAAUAUAAUCUUAACGAAUAAUCGUUUAAUAAUCCUCACUACAUUGGGCCUUUUCAUCAGUCAAGAUCUACGCUAUCCAACUGGAAGGAUUUUAAAUUUCACCAAACCAAGCUUCUGUGGCUUUGAAAGGGAUGAUUAUUUCAGCGCAAAUGUAUGGUAUAAUGUGCAAUGUCUAGCUAAUGCAGAGAGCUAUGAAGUGGAUUACAUUAGUCUCUCAUUCAACAAAGAUAAGACAUUAAGCCAGGUAUCUACCUGUUUCUAUAGUAAUGAUCCAUAUACAGAAUGGUACAGUUGUUUGCCCCAUAGAUUUCAUGGUGGAAAGACACUUUCUAGACGAGUAGUGGCAUUUCUUAUUGACUAUCAGCAGAACACUGGAAUAGGUCUUAUAACUGUUCAGAAUAAAGCACUGGUCUCGGUGUACAAGAUAACAGACCACAAAUUGAACAGGCAAACAAAAUUUCCAGUAUUCUGGUUUCCAGACCCCAAGUUUUUGCCUUUUGGAAUGUUUUUUCACCCAGGAAGUCACUUUCUCUAUGUUUAUGGAAGCCAGGUCUGGUUUUCUGAUGAUGGAGGCAACACUUUUAUGUUGUUAAUCACUCUGGAGAAUGAAAUAAUUAUAAAAACAAAUACGUGUGUUUAUAGUCACUCAGUUGCAUUUGUGACGGACAAGGGAAACAUCUUCUUUACUAAGGCAGGUUUAGAAAGAUAUGCCAAGCUUACGACAUCAGCACACAAUGUUUUCAAUUUGUACUAUGACCACUUGGGGUCUUUAAAUAUAAUUUCACUGAAUGAAUCAGUCUCUGAUAGUCUGGAAAUACACCUGCUUGAUGUUAUCACUCUAAUACAGGAGGACGACAUAGGUUUUGAUGGCCCAUUGUCGCCACAAUACAUCACUGAACAGCAAAUGGUAUUUUUGGAACAUAUCCCAUUGAAUGCAAAAUCAAGAAGUGUUCAAAAGUCAAGUUUUUAUGGUCUGCACAAAGGCAAGGUGUUACAAUAUUGGCCAAGUGGAUCAGCUACAAUAGUCAAUGUUUUCCAUCAUGAAUAUCCUCCACAAUAUUUAUCCUCUGUCAUCGUAGACGUUCUGGAAAAGUUUCCCUUUGGAUCUGAAGAGAAAAACUCCUUUAUACAUAAUUCUUUAAGUAUUUUGAAGGUGUCAGACACCACCAGAGUUAAGCUUCAGCUUGUUUCUGAAGAUAAUAGUUCAGAGAACAUUGUUUCUUCAAGUCUUAAUGUAUUUAAAUCUUCUGAUAUUGAGAAGACUGUGGUGAUUCCUGGCUUUAGCAGCUUCCUGAUUGUUGAAGUUCUGGAUAGUCUGAAUGCUUUGGCAGAUGCCACCAUGCCUGAGAGAGUGCCUUUCAACAAAACCUUUACCUCAGACAUGUGGUUUGUGUAUGACUUUGGCACUAAGAAUGGAAGAAAAUGGAAGAUUAUAGUAGACACCUGUAGAUACUGGGUACAAGAACUUAAUAAUCUACCACUAAAUGCCAUUAAAUACCUGGAUCUUACCCAAACCUUCAAUUUUGGUUUCAGAGUAACCCCUGUUAAUACAGCCUAUCCAAUCUUUCACAUGCCACUAAUGAAGCUAGUAGUUGGAAAUCCAUCCAUAUUUAAAGUGAAGACAAAUGAUUACUGGGAUGACACUGAUAGUUACACCAUGGAAUUCUCUGUUACUAACAAUUUUUACAAACAAGGUAAAUCUUCAAUGGCUGUCAUUCUCACAAAAGCAUCACUUGUUUGUGAUGUGUCAACAAUUGUGCUAACAGUGAAGAGUGGCUGUUCAUACAGUAAAUCAAUGCACUACAUUUCUCCAGUUUCAAUCUCUGCCCAGAGUUGGCUGCAUGGGGACCCAAAAGACCCAUAUGGUUUCAAACUCUUAAAACAGUUGCCGGUAAACUACAGGCCUCCAUCUAAACUGGGAAUAGCUGUUCCACUCACUGAUAACUUUUAUAAUGCUGACCCCAGCAAACCUAGAAUGAGAGAUUAUUUUGCUGGAUCAAAAAUCUACACUCCCACAAGUGCAUGCGAAGAUGAUGAUGUGGAAGGAUUCUAUCAGGAACUGGAGGAAACCCUCAUUCAGAGUUCCACAUAUACGAUUCUGAUGGGAGAUUUUAAUGUCAAGGUGGAAGAAGGAGAGAAGCAGUCAUGCCUACUGAGAGCCAGAUUCAUGUUCACUGUGAAGGAGGAGAAAAAGGUGCUGUGUAUGGCGAACAGAAGGCACCAACCAGUAGCUUUUGACGAGGCAAUUCUGAAGGAAAACAUUUCUAGGGAAGAUUGGAGCCUCUUGAAUGACUGCGACGAUGAUUAUGAGAACUUCACAGACUUGAAAGGUGGGAUUAAUAUCAAUGGAGAGCGGCUAAACCAUCUCAGGUUCACAGAUGAUAUAGUGCUGAUAGCCAAAAAUACAGCCCAGCUUGAGAGAAUGCUUAAAGAACUGAACACAAAAAGUAGUAAAGUCGGAUUAAAAAUGAAUCAGUUUUUCAGAUCCAGGAUGGAAGUUCUGGUGAAAAAUGAGGUGAGGGUGAAUGGAGGAAGAGACCCAUCCCAGAGUAGCCAGGUGGUUGAGGCACUCACAUCGGAUGUGGUUCAAGUCCCUGCUCUGCCUGCUUUGGAACAGGGACUUGAACAUGUGAUUCCCACAUCCCAUAAUUCUGGAGCCUACAAGCAGUGUGCUAACAAGUCAACUCGAGCAGAAUGUAACUGCAAUGAUAAUGAGAAACUUUCCUUUUUUGUUGCUUUCUCAGAUUGCAAGGAGAAGGCUUUGAGGAUGAAAUAUCCAGUUAUAAGACUUCCAGUCCAUUUCAGAGUUGACAGUGAGAAUGAAUAUACACCACUGGUAUCUCCCUUUUUUGUCACCGUCACAGAGGUUAACCAUAGGACUAACUGGGAAGUUGCAGGUACCAAUGAAACACCAAGCAUGUUAAAAAUGAGAGCAUAUUUAGCUGAUAAACUCAACAUUACACUGUAUAAUCCAGAAGGCCUAGCCCUAAACAUAUAUGGGUCUGAGCUUUUUCAUUUCAGGGUAGCAACUAUUCCUGGAGUCUCCUUUUGUAAUCUACUUGAUGAAUUUCAGAUUUAUGUUGAUGAAGCUCCUUUGGCUUUCCCAGGACAAUAUCUUGUUAGCACAGUAACAGCUGUAUUAGUAGGAGGCAUCAUCUUUGUCAUAUUUAUGAUGCAAAUAUAUGAAAUAAACAUAUGGAACAAAGUGAAAAGUAAAGUGAGGAAAAAGAACAAAGUAUCGGUGUCUGAAACUUCAGCAACAGUUACUUCUACUUCUUCCUAG